AUGAUAUUUCUGCGAAUAAUAAAGAAGUGUACGGUAACAUUGAAACCUGUAAAGGGUAUUUUUCCGAAGUUUAUUCCAGUUUUAUUCCAGGUGGCUGCCGCGGCUGGUCUAGCAAUUCCCGAUCUGGUUUCUACGGCACAAUCGUCACGACCUUGUCCUGACAAAAGGGUAAUCGAAGAAAGUCGGAUUGCGCAUGAGCCACCAUCGAUCCUAGGUGCAAGACCUAAUCCGAAGUGUUAUGCCUUUAAUGUUAUGAGUGUUAUGAGUUCGUCGAAGCCAUCCUGUUGUGCACUUACAGCAAGUCUUUUCGAUGUGUAA
This is a messenger RNA of Anisakis simplex (herring worm), 318 nucleotides long. Lineage: Eukaryota; Metazoa; Nematoda; Chromadorea; Rhabditida; Anisakidae. The record is from the annotation of a GenBank genome assembly.